Molecule: messenger RNA, 1572 nt
Organism: Penicillium antarcticum
Lineage: Eukaryota; Fungi; Ascomycota; Eurotiomycetes; Eurotiales; Aspergillaceae
Gene: aspE
Product: septin
Exons: 2
Coding region: 1-1572 (523 amino acids)
Biological process (GO): cytoskeleton-dependent cytokinesis
Cellular component (GO): cell division site; microtubule cytoskeleton; cytosol
Molecular function (GO): molecular adaptor activity; GTPase activity; GTP binding
Source: RefSeq, a predicted model, not a curated record
AUGGCUACUGCCCCUCCCAAUGACGGGCAAACCCUCGCCCAACGCCGUACCUCGCUCGGAUUCCUGCGUCGUUCCAAAUCCACCGAACCCCUAGGCGAACGCAAAUCGUCCGGUUCGCGCAAGAGAAUGACCAAGACUCAGGCCAUGGAGGAUGAACUGCGGCGCCAGCGCGACUCUUACGCCCCCAAGUCGGCCCCCCGACUGCCCGACCUCUCUCCCGCUCCUGAGUUGGAAACCUUUGGAGGCGAGGAACGUGACAAGUUGGCCAAUCCGAUGCCCCUCCGUCCCCAAUCCGGAUUCGCCGCUUCGCCUUCGAUGACUUCCUCAAUCAACAAUGUGAUCGAUCCCUAUGCGCGCACCGAGAGCAUGACCCAUCGUGGUCGCUACAGCUAUGCUAGCAGUGCUGUCAGUACCGUCAACAGCCCGCGCCGGGUCCGCCGCCGCAAGGACCCCACCUCAUACAAUGUGCUUGUUAUCGGUGCUCGCAACUCUGGCAAGACCGAGUUCCUCAACUUCCUCCGCAAGGCGUUGACCAUGCCCCCGCAUAAGCACCCCUCACGUACCCCUGAAGAGGUGGAUGAGCUCGAACACCAGACCUCGGCCUACGAAGGGUUUACGUCGCAAUACCUGGAGACGGAGUUUGACGGAGAACGCGUCGGACUUACACUGUGGGACUCUGUGGGUCUGGAGCGCAACAUUGCCGAUCUGCAGCUGCGCGCUGUAACGGGCUUCUUGGAGAGCAAGUUUGAGGAGACCCUCGCCGAGGAGAUGAAGGUGAUCCGUUCUCCCGGUGCCCGCGACACCCACAUCCACUGCACAUUCUUGCUGUUGGACCCUGUGCGUCUCGAUGAGAAUAUCGCUGCCGCUGAGCGUGCGACCAAUGGUACAUCUAAAGCCUCUGAUUCGCCUGUUGUUGGUGUGCUUGACCAGAACCUGGAUCUGCAGGUGCUGCGCACGGUGUUGGGCAAAACUACGGUUGUGCCGGUCAUCAGCAAGGCGGACACCAUUACAUCUGCUCACAUGAACUAUCUUCGCAAAGCGGUUUGGAACAGCUUGAAGCAGGCCAACAUUGACCCCCUUGAGAUCCUGACCCUGGAGGACCAGGAGGAAUAUUCUUCGUCGGAGAGCGCAGAUGAAGAGGAGGCCGAGACCAAGUCCCUCGAUGAGACCGAAACCCCCGAAGCGGCUGAAGCUAAAGAAUCAGAGGAGGACAAGGUUCCUUCCUCCCCCUCCCCCAGUCAGAGUACCCGCAAGUCCAGCGGCUCGCAGGCCGCCAACCAGCACGUUCCCUUCUCGAUCUUGUCGCCCGAUCCCCACUCGCUGGCGGCUGGAGACGAACCCGUUGGCCGUCGCUUCCCCUGGGGAUUUGCAGAUCCCUACAACGCCGAGCACUGUGACUUUGUGCGCCUGAAGGACUCUGUCUUCUCUGACUGGCGCUCGGAGCUGCGGGAGGCUAGCCGCGUGAUCUGGUAUGAGCGCUGGAGAACUAACCGACUCAACCGCAACGGACAGCCGGCCCCCCAGAAGCAGAAUUAUGGUCGCAUGGGACCUCAGGGCCGUCGCACGCGCUGA